Messenger RNA from Acanthaster planci (crown-of-thorns starfish), 2354 nucleotides. Its product is annotated as monocarboxylate transporter 12-like. The record is from RefSeq and is a predicted model, not a curated record. Gene Ontology annotation, biological process: monocarboxylic acid transport; transmembrane transport. NCBI's taxonomy places the organism in Eukaryota, Metazoa, Echinodermata, Asteroidea, Valvatida, Acanthasteridae. Gene Ontology annotation, molecular function: monocarboxylic acid transmembrane transporter activity.
UUUGUUCUGUCCACAAUUUGUACUGUGAGGUUUAGCUUGACAAGUUUGCUUUCCAGUUGUGUAGAUUUGUUUGUCCUGCUUACUGUUCGAUCACGUUCAAGUGCAUGUUUUGUCAGAGCGCCUUGACUGUCGCUCGUUGUGCAGCCUUUGCUGAAAUGUACAUGUACAUGUAUCACGAGAAGACAGACAUUUUGCACGAAAGCGCAAAAUGGACUUUUUCUCCCAAAGUGGUACUAAGUUUCCGUGUCUCCGGCGCGGUUGUGCGUGUUGAUACACACGCCUGUCGAUUACUGUAGGCUGUAACAGAGACCCGGCCGUUAAUGCCAAGUACAUGUAGGGUCCAGUUGGAUCCGACGCCAGAGGAAAGACAUGCCCAUAACACGAUAGCAAGAGCUUGUUUGGUGGGUGUAGACGAACCAACGCAGUGCAUUGGGCCAGAAGUGUUGCCGGAAUACUGCGUAUGAUCAUGUUCAAAGCUGUUGGGUUUCUCUAAACAGCACCGAUCAGUUGAACCUGUCACGACUGGACAGUGUGGAGAAAAGACUCGAGAGAAGAAAAGAGGUUCAUUGGAAAGUCAUCUAGAUCUGCGAACCAUGUGUGACUUCGACUGAACAAACUGUGACGAAUGACAAGUUUCAGCGUACAGACGAAAUGAAUUCGAAAGCUACCGGAAAAGCGAUCAUCUAGUAGGUAUGGCCAGAUCACCUGAUGGCGGUUGGAGUAUUAUUAUCGUCAUAGCCACCAGCGUGUGUCUCUUUCUCACGGUCGGGAUGACACGAUGCGUCGGCGUGCUUUACUCCAGUUGGAAGAGCGAAUUCGAAACGUCAGCUGCCAUGACCGGAGCACUGGCCAGCAUUGUCCUAGCAUGUGCUCAUUUCAUUUCCCCCAUUGGAGCCAUUGUCUGCCGUGGUUUGGGAUGCCGUGUCACCAUGAUUCUCGGCGGGACAUUGACGGCUACCAGUCUGUUGAUAAGUAGUUGGGCGCAGAACAUCUACCAAAUGUACGUUUUGCUCGCGGUGGCAGGAUUCGGUAUAGGACUUGGGUUUGUUGCCGGAUUAGUUGUGGUGGCGAUUUACUUCAAAAAGUACUACAAAGCCGCCAAUGGCGUGGCGAGCUCUGGCAUUGGGAUAGGAUUGGUCGCGUUCCCGCCUCUCUUACAACUCUUAUUGGAUUCUUAUGGAUGGAGAGGAACAUUGGUUAUCAUGGCAGGGAUCACGUGCAAUAUCUGCGUCGGUGGUGCCCUCUUCCGCCCGCUGCACUCCUCUAAAAAUAACAAUGAACAAUCGGAACGCUCAGGCAACGAAGCAAUUGCCAUGCAACAACAGAAUCAAACAGAGAACGAAGAUGAAGUAACGAUAUGUCAACCUCAUGUCCAACGGAGGCAUCGUUGUGCAUGUGCACUUCUUUCGCCCGUUGCCAAGUCGCUUGGUCUGCACUUGUUGCGCAACUGGAGUUUUACGUUUUUCUGUUGGAUCAAUAUUUUGGCCACAAUGCCAUACAUUUGCUACCUCGUCUUUAUAUUCCCCCGGGCAUCGGCUGUCGGUAUAUCCGACCAGGCCUCUUCGCUGGUGGUCAGCGUGCUGGGAAUCACCAGCAUCUUCGGGCGUCUGAUCAGCGGCGUCUUGAUCAACUGGAAAUUCUCCAGCGUCAAGGUGUUCGCUGCGGCGCUGCUCUUUUGUAGCGGGGCCACUUUGCUGACCCAACUCGAAAUCGUCUGGAGCUUCGUAGCCUCCAGCUGCCUGAUGGGCUUCUUCACGGGGGUGACGCAGGCCACCACCUCCGUAGUUGUCCGUCAAUGCGUCGGCAACGACAACAUUGGCACGGGCAUUGGCAUGUGCUUUUUCUUUAAUGGCAUAGCCGACUUGGUUGGACCGAUCAUGACAGGUCCGUGUCCACGUUGUCUGAGCACAUGUAGGCUUAUACUUACCAACAUUCUGGCUCUCGAUGUGAACACUAAUGCAAAGUGAAUUUUAUGUGGUGGGGCCAAGUUCUUACAAUUUUCAAAAGGAUCGCCAGUUCGUAGGCACAUGCUUUGCUGGCGCCAAAUUCAGUUCACAUUCGCUUGUUUCUCUGCCUAGACUUAUUUUUUUUUUUUUGCGAAAUUACAGGCAUGCCAGUCUAUGCGACAUUUCGCAGACUAGUUGGGAUGGGUGUCGAGUGGGCCACGUCACUCGGGUAAUUAAGUUAUAUCGAGCAUUAACAGUGAAUGUAUUUAUCUGGAAACAUAAACCUGUAGGCUAUCGAUGCAUAACUGUAAAGAUAUAACUGUCAGGACCCAGUGAAAAGGAUGACGUUGAGUGCAUACUUGCUUGCCGAUCAGUAACAUUCUAUACAUGCAUCCGAACUCUCAUGAU